Messenger RNA from Cololabis saira (Pacific saury), 1880 nucleotides. RefSeq lists its product as uncharacterized. Gene Ontology annotation, molecular function: S-adenosylmethionine-dependent methyltransferase activity. The transcript has 6 exons. Bases 69 to 896 code for a protein of 275 amino acids. NCBI's taxonomy places the organism in Eukaryota, Metazoa, Chordata, Actinopteri, Beloniformes, Belonidae. The record is from RefSeq and is a predicted model, not a curated record.
AGCGGAUUGAAUUUUACCAUCCUUACUGUGAGAAAGUUUGCCCUAACCCUAAACAGCACCAAACAGCUAUGGCUCACCGCCUUUUUGAAGGAAAGGAGCAUGCUGGCUCUUACUGGAAAUACAGAAUCUCUCCAUCAGACCAUCUAAUGCAACAAGUGCUGGAUUUCCUGGAAAUGCAUAAGGGGCCGAGCUUUGAGCAGGCGGUGGAUGUGGGUUGUGGCUCCGGGCAGGGAACGCUGCUGCUGGCCAAACGCUUUGCUUCAGUGAUGGGGACCGAUGUGAGUCCUGCGCAGCUAGAAAUGGCUUUGCAGCAUGCUAUAGAGCCAAACAUCACAUAUCGACAGUGUGGGGCCGAAGACCUGCCUCUUGCUGACAGCUCAGUGGACCUAGUGACAGCCAUGUCUGCCUUCCACUGGUUUGACAGGCCCCGCUUUCUGCUGGAGGCCCACAGGGUCCUGAAGCCCCGCGGCUGCCUGGCUCUGCUCAACUACUCUCUUGACAUGGAGCUCAGCUACCCUGACUGCUGCUCGCAGAAACUAAACCAAGUCUGCAAAGAGUUUUAUGCAGCCUUGCACCCAUACCGCAGUCCCAACCUUGGUCAAGCCUCUAUUCAGCUGUACCGGGAAGCAUAUGAAUCUAUUCCAUACCCCGUCAAGGAAUGGCAGGAGUGUGUGUGGGACAGAAGGCACAUGACUCUGUCCAGCUACAUGGGGCUCGUGGAGUCGUUCUCCAGUUAUCAGGCUCUACUGAGGGAUGACCAACAGAAGGCCACCAGGCUCUCCCAGGACAUCGCUCAAAGGCUGAUGUCUGUGAUGAAAGUGACCUCUGCAGAGACGGAGGUGGAGGUGGCUGUCAAGUACUUCUACCUUUUGGCCUGCAAACCUCAGGAAGCCUGACUACUGACAGCCCAACGACUUUCAACAAAGUCAAGGAAGGACACAGAGGCCUCUGCCAUUUUCCAGGAUUUGAUCAACUUUUUUGUGCAAAAAUGUUAGGUUAGGAAAAGCUACUAAUCACAUUUAGUUUUUUACGUUCCUGAUAGAGAGGGUAAUUUGUGCAUAAGUUAUGUCUUUACUUCAUAUAACUAGAGCUGCCAGCCAUCAUAAAUACCGUGGAUCUCUCUGUAGUCUACACUUUUCCUACUGAUCAAACGCUAACAUUUCUAGGUUUGAUAUGACUGACAAAAUACUUUCUCCCAAAUAUUGACUUCUAUUAAAAGUUUUAGUUGCUUUUCUGAGCAAAAGAAAUUAUAUUUAAUUGUCAGCAUGGUAAUUUUGUGUCCCUUUCCGAGGAUCUCAUACUCUGCAGAUGCACAUGUUUCAAAUCAAAUGCAUGCCUUUGGGUAUUUUUCUUACACAUGAGGCCAACGUUAAGUACAUUACCACGCCUUGUCUAGCUAGAAGGGUCCUGAUUCAAAUCCCUGCUGGGGCCUCUCUACGUGAAGUUUGCAUGUUCUCUCCAGGGCGUGGAUUUUCUCUGGGUGCUCCGGUUUCUUCCAAGAGUCCAAACAUGUGGAGGCCGUUUGUAGUUUAAGUGACUGUAGGAGUGAGUGUGAGUGUGUGUGGUUGUCUUAAGUGUGUCCAGAGAGUCCAGGGUGUACUUUUGUGGAUGGAUGGAUGGAUGGAUGGAUGGAUGGAUGGAUGGAUGGAUGGAUGGAUGGAUGCUUUACAAGCUGCCACUAGGGGGAGGCAUUUGAUAAAAGGUCCUAUUUACAGUUGGCACAUACUGCAUAUGGAUAAGCUUUCUUCAACUCCCUGUACAUCAAAAUCAAGUGUACACCUUUGAGUGACUAGAUAAUCAUAUUAUCAUGUUUAUUAUGUUGUUUUUUUUUGCUCUAUUUACAUGUUCAUACUUCAUAACUGAUCCAUGCCAGAUGAGCU